AUGAGAACUCUAUUGGUAUUAGGCGCUCUAUUGGCGCAUUCGAUUGGCUGUGUCAUUGCAUUUAGAUGUGAUUUCGUGAAGCAAGAUGACCUACUCACUAGGAAUGCUCUUGCAAUGUGUAAGAUGGAUGUUGAUGACGACUCGUCCUUGGCUUUGUUAUGCCCACGCCGGGUCAACGAAACGGAGUAUGUCAUACAUCCUCAACGAACCUCGGAUGAACGGGCUAAUAUCAAUACAUUCGUCAAUAGGAAUGGCAAAUUUCGCUCAGUCCCACUCUCCGAAGUAGUGCGCAAUGAAUGGAGCCAUAAACUCGCAGAGCUGGAAUCCAACAUGGAACAAACAACAUUGAAACUCACCUUACCAGCUCAAGCAGUGUUCGCAAUUACGGAGCGCCGUUUGAUGUUCAUCUGCGGCCCGAAGGAUUUGGUUUUGAGCGAGGCGCUGCAACGUCAUCUUUACCGCCUCAAAGACUUUGAUCGCAUGCAAGCUCUUCCUUGGAAUUCAGCCAGUCUAUUAGUUCAAGAAAUAGCAAAGAUAGGAAAGGGCCUGGGUGUGUUUUUCUUGUACAGAGGGCACAUUCAUCUGCCGCUUCAAGGUUGUGGCACUCGUCCCUCACCACUAUUUUCUUUGGACAGCGAGGUCACUGUCGACCCUAUCACCGGUGUUCGUUCAUGCGUAGUGGAUCCUAUGUCACAAUCACCUAUCGGAUUCGUUUGCGAAGGUCGUUUGGAACCUGCUGACUGCAUGAGAUCACUCAUCGACCAUGAGGGAGAAGUUGUGGCUGCUCCUGAACCGCACUCGCAUCUGGAUUUUAAUAACAACAAACCCUGGGUAGUAGCAAAAUAUUUCAAUGGAUUGGCCUUACCACCCAUCGAUGGUCAAUGCCGCUGCGUUGAUUCAGAAACCGGUGAGGUGAAGGCCAGAAUAGAGAUCCGAUCGAAAAGCGAGUACGUCUGUGACAUUGCCGAUGUUGUAAACCGCAACCGUUUUGGGCCAAUGCAUGGCAAUUGGUGCUCGGUUGUGCUCCAUCCAGGCAGCACCUUGACAAUACGGUUCCCAGGAGGCGAUGUGGACUCGGAAUCUGGCGACGACGAUUUCGACGAGGACGUUUCGACUCCUCCAUUCUCACAGCUGCCGCCCACGUAUGAACACAAAAAUGGAUUCUGGCCGAAAGACCUUACCAUGCUGAGGCAAUUGAGCACGCCGUACGGCAUCAAUGUUUACGACGAAAUAGCCUACCACAAAGCUGUUGUUGGCGAUGCCCUUGAGCUUGAUGUGUCCCAAAUGUCCCGUGGCGAGAUUAAGCUCAAGUACAACGUAGGCAAGCCCUUCGCAUUAAAGGGGGGAUUGAAUUCGUUCUUCUACCAUUGGACGUCUAUAUCCAGAAACGAGAAUGUCUUUGAGCGGAUACGCGCCAUCGGCAAUAUUUCAUUUGCGUUUACCCAUCCGUACAAGAUGAUCGGUUGCGACAGCGGGGCGGAACGCGUUUUCGAUUCAAAGAGGAACGUUAGGUAUUGUUUAACCAAAUCGAUGGGAAAUGGAAUAGGGGAUAUACACGUAUGCUGGUUAUAUAUUCGUAUUGACGAUAGCCAUGCCGGCAUUCGCUGCGCUCCAGAUGAGGAGCUGUUGCCAAACAACUGUGAGUUCUCGGGAUACGAUCUCUACUCCAACACUAUUAUGCCAUUUAAUAGGUCUGUGCGGAGUAGGGUAUCGCACAACAUUCCAGGAUUCCAGGUAUUUGACUUUGAUCCGAACGACCGCAGCGCCCUCAGUUAUGCAUGUAGCUGUGUUGACAAGCUUGGUUAUGAAAAGUCCAGGCUGAUUUUGGAAUACAACCUUCAAGAUAGAUAUACAUACACCUUACGUCGCGAGGAUGCGUCUAUACCACUGCUCCCUACGUUAAUAUUACCGUGGGACGAGUUCAGAUUAGCAGGUGAAUGGUCUACAUCACCUAUAUCGAUGACGUUAAACUACAAACCCGAAAGGUCCAUUAAACUAGAAGUGGGAACAACUUUGUUUUUAAGUUGUAAACUUGAUGAGGGAUUGUGCGACGAUGAGGAUAAUUGCAAAGUGAGACCAGCGUGGUUACCGACGUUACCUGCAUUUAAAUAUUAUGCAGUCAAACAAACGCCAGGUGGACCGAAACUUGUAGUUACACGAUACAAGGACGUGAUUGCCGGCACUGAAGGUGGAUUUGAAGUGCUACCCACUGUAUCCAAGCCUACGUAUUAUAAUCUUAGAAUAACGUCUAAUCGAGGUGCUAUCAUAAUAUCUAAGGAUCCAGUUCUUAAACAUCAGGUACCCAUGACGUUCAUUUGCGGUAAGCAGCUUGACCGGUCGGAUUUCGGUCUAUUAGAUACUGGUAUAUAUUCGCCUAGCAUCCCCCAGAGUACAGCAACUUCGCAACGAUACACUUGGCACGCCAUUGAGGUGAACGUCGAGACAACGGACCCCUACAUGCAAGGCUGCGGAGUUACGUACGAAUCAGAUGAGCUGUUCAAACCUGAGACACCCAAGCGCUACGACGCUCACGGAAAGUCCAACUUCGGUUGCAAAAUUGAUAUUCAUGCUGCCAAGGAAGCGGCCUUCUACUGCCCAGCGCCGUACGUACUCGACCCACCUGACUGCUUCAACCAAGUGUUAGUGGAGGGUGAAGUGAAGAACCUCAGCGACAUCAGCAAAACUUUGUUAGCGUCACGUUCCAGCCAUUUUGUCACUCUGCAUUCAUUCAGUGCACUCAUGGAGACCGGGGAGACACUGUGCCACACGCCGCUACUUGAAUGCCGCUGCGUCACCGUUAAGGGUGUCGUUCUCUCUACCAUCCAGAUUGAGAACUAUUAG
Molecule: messenger RNA, 2841 nt
Organism: Babesia bigemina
Lineage: Eukaryota; Apicomplexa; Aconoidasida; Piroplasmida; Babesiidae
Exons: 1
Coding region: 1-2841 (946 amino acids)
Source: RefSeq, a predicted model, not a curated record